UUAAUUUGGGGACAGAGAAAGAGAGAGAGAGAGCCUAGCUACCAGGGCUCCUCUAUAAAAUAGACCAUAUAUCACAUCCAGCUCUUCAUUAAGUCAGUGAAGAAGCUAGAAUUUAUGUCAUAUAGGCUCUUCAUUUCAGGGUAUUGAAUUUCUAAGAUGGGUGGAACUGAAAGCAAGAAUAAGAAGAGGAGUAGUUCAAGAGAGAGAGAUUGUGGAAGAGGGAUAGUAUUGAGAGGCAAGGUGAGGCAAAUCCAAGAGGAAAUGAGUGAGAUGGUGUGUGAGAGAAAGAAAGAGAGUGCAGCAUAUGAGAGGGACAUGAUGGUGUUUGCGUUCAAGGAGGCUGAAUGGAAGCAAGAGAAGAAGAAGAUGAGGGAGGAGGUGAAGAUGCUGAGGAACAUGGUGGAACAAAAAGAGGAGAGGAUUAGGGUAAUUGAAGGUAGUAAGAAGAGUAGUGGUCAUGAGAAUGCUGAAGACUGGGAAGUGGUGUUGGAGAGUAGUGCUGCUGCUAAUUUGUUGGUUGAGCAAAUGAAGGAGGAGAGAGCAAGGAGAGAUGAGACUGUGGAGAAGUGGAAGCAGCUUUAUCUGGCUAUCAAGAUGGAGCUUGAUGAUCUCAUCCAGAGGACUCAUUGUGGAACUGGACUGUAUUGGAGGGCAGAAGAAGAAGACAUUAUUGUGGAAGAGCUAAAGAGACAACUGAAAGCCAAAGAAGAGAUCAUUACAGGCCUAAACUCUAAGAUAGUUGCAAUGGAGAAAGAGCAAUACAAGAUGGAGCGAGAGAUUGACAUAUUGAGGCAGAGCUUGAGAAUCAUGAGCUCCAAGAAGACAGUAGUGCAGGUCGCCAAGAAUGUCUCCAAGGAUUCACAGCUUGUGAAAAAGCACGCUAGGAAAUUGUAAUAGAUAUUUUCAGUACAAUCAAUCUUUAGUCUUCUGAUG
Messenger RNA from Rosa rugosa (rugosa rose), 933 nucleotides. RefSeq lists its product as uncharacterized. The transcript is spliced from 2 exons. Bases 157 to 894 code for a protein of 245 amino acids. The record is from RefSeq and is a predicted model, not a curated record. NCBI's taxonomy places the organism in Eukaryota, Viridiplantae, Streptophyta, Magnoliopsida, Rosales, Rosaceae.